AUGUAUCGAACUCAAAAUUUUCAGUGGAAGGCCGUCCACGUCCUCGCCAUUCUGGCCCACGUCGGCCUCGUAAUUGCAUCUUCUGUCUCGUUUGUCCAGAACUUGAACAUGGGAAGGGACAACAACGACAGGAACGCGAUAGACUGGAGCAAGGUGGUUAGCUCUAAUUCGAAUCCCUGCAGCUUCGCACUUAUGGGCGGUUUUGGACGCCUCGGAUCCUCCGACAUCUUCGAUGUGGCCAUCUAUACGCUUCCCCUCUCCGCCCUAGCAGUGGGAAUCGUUGGCCUCAUCUUCAACAUUGUCCUCUUUGUAAUCUUGCUGGCCGUCGAAACCAGCAGACCCUCGUUAACCGAGGGCGAGCAGCACUGGCGCAAGCAGAUCGUCACCUUCUUCGGCUGCGUCUUUAACCUGCUCUUGGCUGGUGCCGGCAUCGGCCUAGCUUGCACCAUGGGACUCAAAAUAUCAGUCUCUAGAUCACUAAUCUCACCUACAGCCUUGGCAGCAAUUCAGUCGCCAAUAUGUAUGUGUACGGCCGUAUACGACGCCGUCAAAAACCACCGAGAUGGCAAGGGUCUUCUUGACUGA
Messenger RNA from Lasiosphaeria miniovina, 585 nucleotides. RefSeq lists its product as uncharacterized. The coding region runs from base 1 to 585 and encodes 194 amino acids. NCBI's taxonomy places the organism in Eukaryota, Fungi, Ascomycota, Sordariomycetes, Sordariales, Lasiosphaeriaceae. The transcript has 3 exons. The record is from RefSeq and is a predicted model, not a curated record.